Messenger RNA from Plutella xylostella (diamondback moth), 6453 nucleotides. The record is from RefSeq and is a predicted model, not a curated record. NCBI's taxonomy places the organism in Eukaryota, Metazoa, Arthropoda, Insecta, Lepidoptera, Plutellidae.
ACAUCUGGCGUCUAUCCUGUCAAUGUCAAUGUCAAAUGAAAGCGGAUAACGUCAAAGUCAAAAUUAUUGAUUGGCGUUUUUAGCGUUUCGUUUGUGUUUUGAAUACGUUUGCGCGUGAAUAAAUCUCCUAAAACAAAAAAUGUUAAUGCCUCCUGUCUUUGUUCUGGUGUCCUCAUGAGCUAGCGGACGGUCAGGUCUAAAGUGACGAAUUUGGUAAAGACCAUGGAGAUGCAGAGUGAUUCCUCGGACCUGGAGGACGAUGACCGGCUGUACAUAGCAGAGACCGGCGCCAGGUUUCCCAAGAAUGUUCCGUUUAGAAGAAUCAGUGCUUUGGUUACGUGUGCCGGUGAGGAUGAUGCAGGGGUGACUACGGAUGCAGGGGUCGCUGUGGAUGCGGGGACCGGAGAGGAGUGGACGUGGUCGGAGCCGCAGCUGCUGAUGAUGUCGGAGCUGGUGGCGGCACACCCCGUGCUGUGGGGACAUGUUAAUAGCAAGGCCACGUGCCCGUGUCCCUCCUCGCGCUGCAAAUCCCGCGCAGACGCGCUGGCGGCGGCGGCGGCGCGGCUGGCGGUGCCCGAGGACCGCCUCACGCAGCGCCUGCAGGACCUCAAGACCAGGUUCUUCGACCUGGUGAAACAGACCCGAGCGAUAACGGCGCCGCGGCGCCCGCACGAGUUCGAUGCCAACCUGGCGCGCGCCGGGGGCUGGGCCGCCGUGCUGAACGCCAUCGUCAAGAGGAAUAGGGGCAAGUGGAGGCCCAAGAGACCUGUGGAGUCUGCCAAGAAGUUGCUGAUGGAAGAGACGAAAGAGACCCUGGAGUUCAAGAGGGCCCUACUCCGCCACAUGUCGGAGCGCAUGCGCGGGGCGGCGGCGGCCGGGGUCACCAUGCUGCAGGGGCUGGCGCGCCAGUACGCGUGCCCGGCCAGGGACAUGCUCACUGUGUGGUUCAAACUCCGCGCCAUAGCCCUGCACAAGCUGCGCGCACAUGUCUCUACUGGGGACGCGGCGCGCGCCCCCUGCCGCCUCGCCGCGCCCGCGCCGCUCGACUGGAAGGUGAUCAAUCUGGUGCUGUGCAGGGAUGCUAAUUAUUGUAUUACUACGCAUGAGUCGACCCGCCUACCCGAACAGCUGCGCUCGCUGAUCUGCCUGUUCCACCUGGUGCAGGCGUGCGGGGCGGAGCGGGGGGGUGAGGAGCGGGGCGGCGGGGAGCGGGGGGGCGAGGCGGAGGCCUGGCUGCAUGUGUACAGCAAGUAUAAGGAGAGCGGUCGCUACAUGACGCUGGUGGGCCUGCAGAAGCGCUGGUGGGAGGUGAAGCGCGCCGCCGCCGCCGCGCUGCUGGCGUAUCACACGCAGCUUCAGGAGAGCAAGAAGACGAAGGAAAAGCCAGCGACGCAUACGCAGCCGCCCUACAUCUACUGUGCCAUCGCCAAGCGCUACCCGCACGUGGUGACGUCGGCGCUGCCGCGCUGGCCCGACCUGGUGGACAGCGGACACGUCAUCGUCUCCAGCUCCAGCUACAAGAAAAAGAUGGGCAUUACUAAGCUGCCUCAGAUCGAGUUUGAAGAAGUGACGGUGUACGGAGACGACCGCGGCCUUGACGCGCAACACACAGAAGAUAUAGAUGACGAUAUAAUCUUAGUAGACAAAGAUAUAGAAACCAUAGUGUUAGAUGACGACGAAGAAACCAAAGAUACAGCAAAACCGGACCCCAACGCCAUAUUCAAACUUAACCCCAUCAGAGAUGACAUUUCUACUAGAAUCAUAUUCGAUUCCGACGGAUCAGAUGACGAUUAUUUCUUCGAUGCUCAAAAUAAUAAACCAACAAGCGAAACCAACAAACCCAAAAAUCCAGAAGAUUUAGAUGAAGAAAUAAGAAAUCUAUCACUGUCCAUACAACAGGACAUUCUAGAAGGCCCACAAAAUGCAAGUGCAUUAACAACUGAAAUAGACAUAAAGCAAGAAAAGGAUCCAGUUAUAGAAUCUCAUUUAGAUAUAGAUAAUAAGGGAAGUAGUGAUGUAGAUAAUGACGCGAAUGAAAGAGAAGUUAGUGAUAAUGUAGUUAGUGAUUCGGUGGAGGAAGAAGAUAAGACUAUAGAGAAUCUAAUAAAUACGACGUGCAGUGAAGUUUUGUCGAAAAUAAAUGAAGUGCGGAUUAAAAAGGAACUGGACGCUGAUGUCCCGGAUACUGUAGCAAAUGCAACAUUUGAAGCCUCCAACAUCAAGAUAGAAUCGUGCACAUCGUUAGACCAAAAACCUUGUUUACCAAUCAUACACAGUGUAUCUAGUCAAAGAGAAGAAAACACGACCAACAUACAUGACAGUGACUCAGAGCCAGAAGAUAUUAAACCAAAUGUGGACCUCAAACUAAUCAUGAUACCUCUAGUGCCACUCAGAAGACUAGACCAGACGGAGAGUUGGAAGAAAUUCAGCCUCAAUAACCAAAUAUUCGCAAGUCUGAUCAACAUGGCGGAAUUCGAACCAAUAAAAAAAAGAAAACGGAAAACCAGACCUAAGGAUUCGUAUGCACCGAAUAAUCUAACAGUAAUGAACGUCGCGACUCAUCCUUUAGAAGCGCCAAGACUAAUCAGACUUAACUCUACGCAAUACAGAAACUAUACACCAAUAUCUUUGUGCAAAAACCCAGAUUUUAACACAAGAUUAAAGCGGCUACCUGUAGGGUUCUUACUCUCCAAUCGAAAUAAGGAUUUAAUGGAGCAAUGUGUCCCGUUGACUGUGGACUUGGACAAGUUGGUGAUAAUACCGAGAUUCUUGUCCAGUAAUGAUGAUGAUGUUAGUAGUGAGGAUGACGUGACGGUGAUGCCCGAAGCGCCGGCGCCGCGAGUGCUGAAGAAGAUCCAGCUGCCGGACAUUGAUGAUGUUAGAAGGAUAAAUAAGGGGAUCCUGACGGCUGAAGUCACGCCCAUAGCGGUGGGCGGCGCGCCGGUCGAGGAGGCGCCGCCGGCGGACCGCGCGGAGGAGAACACCCAGAGGAUCGAGGACUACAACCGGCGGAUCCACUCGCUCAACACAUUGCGCGGUAUACCGGGGCGCAGGUCGCGGUUCCGGCCGUCCCCGCGGCUGCAGUUCACGCGCGCCGGCGACCCCGUGCUGACGCGCCGCGCCGACCAGCAGGUCUUCGACCGCGACCAGGGCUUCUCCAUCAACACCCGCGAAGUGCCGCGGGGGGCGCGCGCCAGGCGGGCCAAGCCCUACUACCAUCUGGCGAUGUCGCGGCAGGGCUGGUGGCGGCCGGAGCGCCCGCCCGGCGUGCUGGACCCCGCGCGCCUGCACGAGGCGCUCAGCACCCUGCAGCGCUCAGCCCCCGACACAACCACCAGGACAACCUACUGCUGCGCGGCGCGCCGCCACCGCGCCGUGAACGACGCGCGCCGCCGCGUGUGCGCCAAGCUGCAGCGCCAGUACGCCGGCGACAAGGACCUGCACACGGUCCCGUGCAAGCGCGUGAACCCCGAAGCCUGCAGCUGCUGCUGCGCCGCGCUGCUGGAGCCGCCGGGCGAGGCCAUCGAGAGGGGCUCCAAGGCCUUGACGAGGGCUAUAAAUCAUAUAUUAGCCGGGACUAGGGGACGGGUGCAGUAUAUGGAUGAAUUAGAAAAAGAGAUACCACAACCAGCUUCAACCUUAGAAGUCAAGCCGACGCCAGACCAGCCACCGGACGCAAUGCCAGCGCCAGCAGAUAAACUGACCGAGAAACCGAAAAGAAAUAGAAUAACAAAGAAGAUGAGAGAAGCACAAGCUCAAAAGGAGAAAGAGGAACAGGAACGGAUAAAUAAUGUAACAUACGAGGGAUGGCUGGAGGAGAGGAACCGAGCCAGCCAGGUGUUCGGAAUCAAACCUAAGAACUACAACACUAAGAGUCUCGCUAGCAAAGAAACAGAAGUAGCUCAAGGUAAAACAAGAGAAGAAGAGUUAGACGAAGCCUUAACACAAGCAGCAAAGCAAGCCAGUAACGACUGUGUCAUGGUACUGUCAGACUCCGAUGAUGAUCCACCGUUGUCGGUAGACAUGGAUAGAACGGAAUUAGAUUCAAAUGACAAAACAAAACAAAAAAAUGCAGCUAAGUCCUUGUUAACGGAAGAGAAUGUAAACGCAAUGCAUCAAGCUACAUUGACACAAAAUGUGCCAGUGAUUCUAGGAAACAGCAGUCCGAUAGAUAUCUCGUCGUCUCCGGAAAACUCUAAUUGUGUUGAGAGUUCUCAAAGUGCGGUUGUGUCCAUCGGGGCCUUGGUCCAAGUGGACCCAUCGGAGGCCAACACAGCCGUCAACACUACGGAGAUACAAAAACAAAUGAUGGGACAAUUGUUAGUCGCCAAUAACAAGGACCAACAGACAAAUGUUGGUGACGGAAAAAGCGGUCAGACAAAGCUACUCCCAGUCCUUCUCCACGCGGACGGGUCAAUAACCCCGUUCGUGGUGGGGCGGCACCCCACGCUGCGCCUGCCGCCCGCUGCCACCGUGCGAGCCGUGCUGCCCCACGGCGCCGCGCAGACGUGUGUGGUGAACCAGCCCGCUACUAUGCCUGCUGAGGUGGCGUCGACGCUGGUGUCGCGCGGGAUCGCCCCCCCGCCCCUGCCCCCUCCCCCGCCCCCGAUGCCGCGCUCGGGGGGAGAGAUCAUCAGGCAGGGAUACGGCGAGUUCGCGUCGCAGUACGCCGCGUACUACGCCCUGACGCUGGCGGCGGCGCGCGGCCUGACCCUCCCCGCGCACAGCUACCUGCAGGGCCGAGACCCCACCUGCAUCGUGCUCACACAGAUGGACACAUCACACCCCAUCUUCCUGCUGGCCGGCGACACGGUGUGCGUGUGCGAGCGCGAGGCGUGGAGCCGCGAGCCGUGGCUGUGGGGCGAGCGCGCGCCCGUCGAGGUUGACCCGGCGUGUCUGGUGAAGGGGAAUUCUGCAGACGGGUCGGGGCUGCUGUCGGCGGCGGCGCCGGCGCGCGUGGCGCUCGGCUCCAAGUUCUACAUGAAGCUGCAGGACAACCCGCUCAUCUACGCACAGGUCCUAACAAUCCUCCCCAACCUGCGCGAGGUCCGGGCCCAACUCCUGGCCGGCCGCGGCGUGUUCCUCGUGUCGCACCGCGGGCGGGAGCGCCUGCAGCGCGCCCCGCGCCGCCGCCGACUGGCGUUGAACUGUAGGAUACAUCGGGAGGCGUUGGCGGCGUUGGUUAGAGGGCUGAAUGCGUUUGUUUCAGCCGAGGAGGAGGCCCUACAGGAGGAGAAGAAGAAAGGCGGCGGCACGGUCCCCACGCCCACCGCCCAGCGCGGCGCCAUCGCGCUCAACCCCAACGCACGGGACGACGUGAGGACCGGGCAUAAAGCAGACGACACCGUCGUGGUCAUAGACAGCGAUCUAGACGAUGAUACAGAGGACACUACAGCUGCUAGCAAUGAUGGUGAAGAAGAUGUACCGACGGCUAGCGAUGAAACAGAAGCAGUGACACCGGCUGCUAGCGCUGAAGUAGCACCGCAGCCUAACAAAAGUAAAGCAGAAAAUAAAGAACCAACAUCAACCUCUAAAUCCUCUACAAAUUUGGUAUUUAAGGUGACUUCCAGCGAUGGAGUAUCCGCAAAACUUAGUAAGAGUAAAGCAGAAAUUAAAGAACCAACGUCAACUUCUAAAAAAUUGUCAUUUAAGGUAACAGCUGGCGAUGGAGUAUCUGCAAAGCUUAGUAACAGUAAAACAGAAUUGAAAGUACCAACCCUUAUAAGCUUAUUAAAACGGACCACUACCAACGACACAGAAGCAAACACACCGACUGGCAGCACAGAACUAGCAGCGCAGCCCACCGCCAGUCAAGUAGAAGUGAACGUAGUUACACCGACCUUCAAAAGGAGUUUAUUGAAACCUACAGCAAAUGUAGCUAUAAAACAACUGCACAAAAACCCGCGGCGUUUCGGAGAUACCGUAGUGGUGGACGGAACCCCGGCGACCAGCGGCCAGCGGCCCAGGAAAAGGCCGAAUAUCUUGGGUAGACCUACCGAAGAAAAAGGGCAGUUCAAGAAAAUCCGUCUGACAAAAAUAGAUGAGGAAACAAACCGAACGAUAGUACUUAUACCUGCUGAACAAUUCACGGAUAAUACAACAUAUAUUGUUGAUACAGUUAAUAGUCAAGAUGAUGCAGUAAACGCUAUACCUACUAGCCAAACUGAAGGACCAGUAGUGACUGAAACAGUCAGUGGCGAAAACGUAGGCAGUGUCACGAAAUUAGAAAAUCAACAAGUGACGAUGAUGAUUGAACCGGUGAACUCUGAAGACGAACAAGACUAUGAUGAUGAAGUAGAAGCGAGUCCGGCGAACGAAGCAGAUCAUGACGCAGUUAUAGAAGAUACAGUAGAUGAAACAGUCAGUGAAGAUGUAGUUGAUGAGAUUGAUGAGGUUGCUGAGCCGGUGGCGAGCGCUGAUGAUGAUGGUGACGACGCAAUAUUGGGAUUAUAG